Messenger RNA from Ceratosolen solmsi marchali, 732 nucleotides. RefSeq names its product WRN RecQ like helicase (gene WRNexo). Gene Ontology annotation, molecular function: nucleic acid binding; 3'-5' exonuclease activity. The transcript is spliced from 5 exons. The record is from RefSeq and is a predicted model, not a curated record. NCBI's taxonomy places the organism in Eukaryota, Metazoa, Arthropoda, Insecta, Hymenoptera, Agaonidae. The annotation marks the transcript as partial. Gene Ontology annotation, biological process: nucleobase-containing compound metabolic process.
CCAAAAAUAAUUCCAAGUAUAAAAAAUGAAAACUUAUCUCCAGUUAUAUUUAAAGGCAUCAUCGAUUAUGUUAGUGAUUUCUAUGACUGUGCCAAAGUUUGUGACAGCUUAUUAACAGAGGUGGAAAAUAAGACAGACUUAAUAGUACCAGUGGGUUUUGAUCUAGAGUGGCCAUUUAGCUUUCAAACUGGAAGUGGAAAAACUGCUUUGGUUCAAAUUUGUUUAUCAGAAGCUGUAUGCUAUUUAUUACAUGUGUAUAAUAUUCAAAAGUUACCUGCCAGCUUCAUUGCACUUUUAAGUCAUCCUAAAGUAAAACUUGUUGGUGUCAAUAUUAAAAAUGAUAUUUGGAAAUUAACAAGAGAUUUUAAAGAGUUUCCAGGACAGAAAGUUGUUGAUAAUAAUUGCUUGGAUUGUGGUACAUAUGCAAAUAAAAUUUUGAAACGAUCGUGUCGUUGGAGUUUAGAGAAAUUAACUGCCUAUUUGUUGGAAAAACACAUUAAUAAAGAUCCAUCAGUAAGAAGAAGUAAAUGGCAUAUUCAUCCAUUAAAUAGUGCACAAAAACUUUAUGCUGCGACUGAUGCUUUUGUCUCCUUGCUACUUUAUCUUAAAAUUGAAGAGAAAAAUAAGAUUUUAGGACAGAUUAAGGAACAGACAGGAUUAGUAUCUUAGAGUGAGAUUUUUUCGAAUAAGAAAAAAUUGUUAUUAAAUAUUAAAUAGUGCACAAACUAAAAA